Molecule: messenger RNA, 651 nt
Organism: Symbiodinium necroappetens
Lineage: Eukaryota; Dinophyceae; Suessiales; Symbiodiniaceae
Source: the annotation of a GenBank genome assembly
AUGCCGACGAGGAUUGGACAACCCAUAAAUUUGCGACUUCCGUUUCGGCUACUGUUGCUCCUUGGUCUCUUCAUCGCGACCGCCGUCCUACAAGCGGGUUUCUCCAUCAUGCACUACAAGGUCUUCAUGCAAGCCCUGGACAAUCCCGUGUUCGAGCAGGAACUGAAGAAAUGGGGCCAGGACAAGGCGAGCGUGAAGUCAGUGCUCGAAGCCCGUGGAAAGGACUUCGCAUUGCUCCAGCGUGGCGGCCUCGCUGGCAUCGCAUUGGCGCUCUGGGCGCUGGAUGGGAUGGUAGGCUUGCUGCUGGUCCCAGUAUGGAUUUCAUUGGUCGCAGGGGUCGUUGGAUUCAGCAUCGUGGGAAACUGGAAGGCUGCUGUUCUCUACGUAGGUGUGCUGCUGGAGAAGUGCGACCUGGCAGAGUACGUCAAGCUGGAGCUUUCGGAGACUGGGCAGGUCUUGACAAAGAGGGUUGCGCGGCUGCCGGCGAACCUGCCCUUCGAGAUGAAGUCCGCUGACGAGCCGGCGUUGCAGCGGCUGGCUGCCGGCGUGGGCGCGUGUUUCCUUGCGUGGUUUCUGGCACGAACCGUACGGGGCUACUUCAAGCCUGCGGAAGAAGAAGAAGAGCCGGAGGAGAAGAGCAAAAGUGAUUGA